Messenger RNA from Lacerta agilis (Sand lizard), 3208 nucleotides. It is a transcript of the gene ITPRIPL2, whose product is annotated as ITPRIP like 2. Lineage: Eukaryota; Metazoa; Chordata; Lepidosauria; Squamata; Lacertidae. Bases 956 to 2476 code for a protein of 506 amino acids. The transcript has a single exon. The record is from RefSeq and is a predicted model, not a curated record.
GUCUAAAACAAGAAUGCGAAAACCUGAGCCUCUCCAGAUGUGAUUGGACUCCGGCUCCCAUCAUCCCUGGCAAAUAUGCCCAAAGGCCAGGGCUGAUGGGAGCUGUAGUUCAGCAACAUCUGGAGAGCCAGAGGUUUCCCCUCCCACUCUUGGACUACCAGCUCUGAUUUCACAUCCACCCACCAUCCCAGUCUUUGUUAUUUCCUCGCUGAGCUCAUAGAAUAAGUGACGCGAAAAAGUUCCUCUUUCCCACUCGGAAGAGGAAGCUUCAAAAGCCCCAUUCCUCCCCCCCCCCCCUUAAGUAACGGUCUGCGGGAAAGGCUGAAGAGGGGAAGAGGCGUUGGAGGAGGCCACUUUGGCGCGCGCUCCCCCCGCAUAGUCCCGGGACAGUAAAAACUGGAGAGGAGGAGGCGGCGGCAAAGAGACAGGAAACCGCGAAGGAAAGCCGUCCUCCAGGCAGAAAGUUUCAGCCAAGGGAGUUUGGAGAGGACGAGAGCGAGAGGGAAACGCGAGGAAGCCGAGAUCUGAUUCCAGGAACGGGGAAGCUCAGCUUCCAAAAGUAUUCUUCAGCCCGUUUCAGAGGCGGCUGGAUCCCAGCGCACCAGCAGAUCGGAGAUCUACCGCGCCGGGGGAGCGGGGAAGAGGAAGAGGCCGCCCAGCCCAAGACAGUGUUGUCGGCUGUUGCCGGGAGGAAGGAGGCGGGGGUAUCGGCUGCUGCGCCCUGGGCCCUGCAUCGCGCGUCCCGGUGGACGGGAAAGGAUCGCUGGGUGGGUAAGGAAUGACCUGCUGCUGAUCCGCUACAAUGGGCUGAAGAGAUUUCACCUAAAAACAGAGAACCUUGACGCUCUCUUGACUACCAGGACCGCUUGAGUGUCAUGCCCUCUGUGCGCGCUCAGAGGUACUCUUUGCGCCGCAGGCUUCCCGACUGAGCUUUCCCAGCGCGCAACGAGGCGCCAUGACCGCCUACAGACUCAACUUGCGCGUCUUCUGGCCGCUGGUGACGUGCGGCUGCACCGCGAUCCUGUACCUCUUGCAAGCGCUGAGCAGCCGAGCCGGCGAGGGCGCGGCCCUCGGGGACUCCGGCUUGGGCGCCCCGCUGCUGAAAGCCUCGCUGCUCCUCUUGCUUCUCCUGGCCUGCUUGGCGCUGUGCUAUCGCGACCGGCUGCCCAGCCGCGCCCAGAGACCCGCCGGCCUCGCGGAGAGCCCCGAGGGUGCCUGGAGUGAACUUCGGCGGCGGCGGCAGCAGCGCCGGCGCGACUUGCUGGAGGAGUUUUACGAGCAGCAGUUGCGGCUCUCGCCCCACGUGCUGGGCCACAGCAAGGCACACGUCAGCCUCGUGGUGGGCGAGCUGGUGCGCGCCGGUAAGGCUCCGGACCGGCUGGCGUCGCGCGGGGACUUCGUGCAAGUGGGCAGCGCCUACGAGCAGCACAAAGUGCGCAGCCCGGACUGCUUCGACGUGCUGGUGCCUCUGCGGUUGCCGCCUCGCCUGGAGCUGCGGGUACAGCCCCGUCGGGGGACCGAGGCGGGCCUGCUCGGAGCCUUCGUGUGCGCCCUCCAAGUGGCUGCCGGUUGCGCGCACGACGAAGCGGGCAGCGGCCGAGGCAACGGCCCCUCUCCGCGCGUGGCGGGGGCGCUAAGCGAGGCGCUGUGCGUGGAGCUGCCGUCGGCUCAGGGCGGCGGGCGCCACCUGUCGUCGGCGCUGGUGCUGCGCUGGUUCCAGGGCCACGUGCAGCGGUGCCUGGGGGCCGUGCGCUCCCGCCUCCAGGAGCGCUGCCGGGUCAGCUUGGCCGUCGGGCCCGGGCGCCCGCUCACGUUGCAUAUCGCGCCUCGCUCCGACUACGUCUGUUGCCACCUUUCCAUGGCCGUGCGCCUCACGCCGGCCAUCCCGUUCGGCGAGGCGCUCUACCUCACCCCUUUGCCGUCGGCUCAGCCGCCGGCUCCCGGGAAGCUGGGAGCCUUCUGGACGCUCAACGUCUCCAAACCGGAGCAGAAGCUGCUGGGCUUCUUCAAGGAGCAAGCUCCUGCUGACUCCUGCCACCUCAAGUGCCUGCAGAUCCUCAAGGGGCUCAGGGACCUGGGGGGACGCUCUUUGGAGCAGCCUCUGGGCGCUCAGUGGAACAGGAUCCUUUCCUCCUAUGUCCUCAAGACGGCGCUUUUGUGGCUCCUCCUGCGGGGUCCCUUGCAAGCUUGGGAGGACCAGUUCCUGGUGGAGAGGCUGGAGAACCUCUUCCUGUUCCUCGUGGAAAGCCUGCAGAGGCGUGAGCUGUUGCACCUCUUCUUGGGGAACCCCAAGCUCCCCGAAGCCCUGAGCCUGCCCAAAAUCCUCAAGGAAGCCGCUCCGGUCAACCUGCUGGCCGACUUUGAUGGCCCUACCUUGGACAAGGUGGCCGGCCAGCUCUUGAACACUUGGAAGCAGGCGCCCAAGAUGAUCAAGAUGUACAGUGGCCACAGAUACAGGAGGAAACAUCCUGCCUGAGGUCGGAGCAGAGAACUCUCAGUUUAAGGGAGCACCAUUUGGGCUGUGUGUGCCUUUGCUCAAUUGUGGCCUUCAUAAUAUUAAUGGCAGAGUUGGAAGGGAUUGUAGAGGUCCUCUAGUCCAACCCCUGCUCAAAGCAUGAUUUGACGGGUGAGAAUAAACAUCUACAGAGAGAUUACCACCAGCCUUCUGCUUAAACACCAGCAAAGAAGAGACCCACUAUCUCCCUAACGGCCCAGCAGCUCUUACCAUUAGGAUGUCCUAAAGCUUAGCUGAAACCUGUCAUUUUCAUCCUUUAGGUUCUAGUUGUGCCUUCUGAAGCUUCAGAGAACAAGUUUUCUGUGUCUUCUUAGUGAGAGCCCUUCAGAUAUUUGAAGACCAUUAUCCUGUCUCCCGUUACUCUCUUCUCCAGCUGUUAGGGCUUGUUUUCAGACUUGUAACUAUCCUCUGAACCAGAGCCACCUUUUGUUGCUGAACUACAACUCCCAUUAUCCCUGGCCUAUUGGCCAUGCUUGCUGAAGCUGAUGGGAGUUGCAGUUCAGCAACAACCAGAGGACCAGAAGUCCCCCACACGUGUGUUGCCUUAAAUGCAUGAUCACACUUAACGUUCAGCCUCUUCACACCUUUGAAUGGCUGUUUCUUGGAAUCGCAGGUGAGAAGAGCCCAGUUGGGAUCAGAUACUGCUUAUAGGUUUCCCAUGGGCACCUGGUUGGCCACAGUGAAAGCAGGAUG